AUGAAUGUGCGUUCGGUGUGGGCUCGGGGUUAUGCCGGGCAGGGUGUCGUGGUGACUAUUCUAGAUGACGGCCUGGAAACCGACCAUCCUGAUCUCAAACCCAACUACGUAAGUCCACUGCUUCUCUCGCUCUCUUUUUUUCACCAUUUCUAUAUUAUUUUUGAAGGCAAAUGA
Rodentolepis nana is the source of this 174-nucleotide messenger RNA. NCBI's taxonomy places the organism in Eukaryota, Metazoa, Platyhelminthes, Cestoda, Cyclophyllidea, Hymenolepididae. The record is from the annotation of a GenBank genome assembly.